Messenger RNA from Oncorhynchus masou masou (cherry salmon), 4414 nucleotides. RefSeq names its product serine/arginine repetitive matrix protein 2-like. The record is from RefSeq and is a predicted model, not a curated record. Gene Ontology annotation, molecular function: DNA binding. Lineage: Eukaryota; Metazoa; Chordata; Actinopteri; Salmoniformes; Salmonidae. The transcript is spliced from 2 exons. The coding region runs from base 168 to 2795 and encodes 875 amino acids.
GAAGCGGUUGCAAAUUCAAAUUCGGUUGUAAAGAUUUAAGCUUUUUUUUGUCUCCUCAGACGUGGUGGCUAACAACAACGACAGAGAACCAUUUAUAGAGCUUCAUGUGGUGAAACGAAGGAUUUUCCCAAGUGGGUUGCACCUGGAGAUCACAGGUCCAUCGGAGAAUGGCACUGAAUCAGGAUGAAAUAAUAGAAGGAAUGGAGAUUAAAAUGGAAGUAGAAGAAGAGGCAACCAAAUCUGAAGUGCAGGUAGAUGUUGCUGGCAGUGAAGAGUCAGAUAAAGCCUUGUCCAAUAGUAACCUCGCAACACCUAAAAGGGGGCGGGGUAGGCCACCCAAAAAUGGAUCGGUCUCCAAGUCAGAUACAUCCUUGUCGAAUGGUAACCCCUCAAUACCUAAGAGGGGAAGGGGUAGGCCACCCAAAAAUGGAUCAGUCUCCAAGUCGGAUAAAUCCUUGUCGAAUGGUAACCCCUCAACACCUAAAAGAGGUAGACCUAAAGGAUCAGUGUUUAUGAAAACCAAGAUGCUGAAGGUGAUCGGCCUCGCGGCGGCUUGCCUACCACGAAAACCAGUUGACCCCUCCCCAAAGAAGCGUGGCCGGCCCAGUAAAGUUCAAUCGACAAGGAAGAGCCUAACACCCAAGGGUGAAGAGGAUAGAAAUAAACUGGAAAGCCAACUAAGGCGGCCACUCGGAAGGCCGCGUAUCUAUCCACGCAAUGAUUCUCCAGUCACUGAACCCAGGGGAAGAGGUCGCCCACGCAAGACGGAGGAUGCCUCCAAGUCCCCCAUCUAUGGUGGUCCCCCACGGAAAAGGGGCCGUCCCCCUGGUGCAGCAAACAAAUUUAAGAGGGGGGCAGAGCAGGAUCAGGACAACGGUGAACCUCCAGUCAAAAGCUCCUUCCACGCCAAAGAAAAGAGCAAGGAAGCAGGAUUUCCACCAGUGGAAGAAAGUGAUCAGGAAGAUGAAACCGGGAGGGUGGAUCAAGAAAGUGAAAAGUGGAAGGUGGAAUAUAGAGAAGAUCCCAAGAAGCCAGUUACCCCCAGUGACCCCACUAGCUUUCUCUGGGCAAGCCACAAAACACCUAAGAGAGGUCGACCUAAAGGAUCAGUCUCCAAGUUAGGGGCUAGCCCCAUAACACCUAAGAGAGGUAGACCUAAAGGAUCAGUCUCCAAGUUAGGGACUAGCCCCAUAACACCUAACAGAGGUAGACCUAAAGGAUCAGUCUCCAAGUUAGGGGCUAGCCCCAUAACACCUAACAGAGGUAGACCUAAAGGAUCAGUCUCCAAGUUAGGGGCUAGCCCCAUAACACCUAACAGAGGUAGACCUAAAGGAUCAGUCUCCAAGUUACUGGGUAGCCCCAUAACACCUAAGAGAGGUAGACCUAAAGGAUCAGUCUCCAAGUUAGGGGCUAGCCCCAUAACACCUAACAGAGGUAGACCUAAAGGAUCAGUCUCCAAGUUACUGGGUAGCCCCAUAACACCUAACAGAGGUAGACCUAAAGGAUCAGUCUCCAAGUUACUGGGUAGCACCAUAACACCUAAGAGAGGUAGACCUAAAGGAUCAGUGUUUACACAACCCAAGAUACUGAAGGCAACGGGUGAGCCGCCGCGAGGCCAACCUCGAGAUGUGGUUGACCUCUCCCUUGAUAAGCAUGGCCGGCCCAGUAUAGCUCAAUUGAAAAGGGGAAGGCCAAAGAAGAUACUAACACCCGAUGAGGAAGAAGAGCUAAAGAAACUGGAAAGCCAACCAAGAAGACCAUGCGGAAGGCCACGUAUCUAUCCCUGCGAUGAUCCUCCAGUCACUGAGCCCAGGGGAAGAGGUCGCCCUCGCAAGACUGACGCUGCUGCCACCAAGUCCCCCAUCUAUGAUGUUCCCCCAAGGAAAAGGGGCCGUCCUCCUGGUGCAGCAAACAAAGUUAAGAGGGGGGCAGAGCAGAAUAAGGACAACGGUGAACCUCCAGUCAAACGCUCCUUCCACGCCAAAGAAAAAAGCGAGGAAGCAGGAUUUCCACCAGUGGAAGAAAGUGAUCAGGAAGAUGAAACCGGGAGGGUGGAUCAAGAAAGUGAAAAGUGGAAGGUGGAAUAUAGAGAAGACCCCAAGAAGCCAGUUACCCCCAGUGACCCCACUAGCUUUCUCUGGGCAAGCCACAUAACGCCUAAGAGAGGGAGGCCGAAAGGAUCCAUUUCCAAGUUACUGGGCAGCCCCAUACCACCUAAGAGAGGGAGGCCGAAAGGAUCAGUAUUUACACAACCCAAGAUACUGAAGGUGAUGAAGCCACUGCGUGGCCGACCCCGAAAAGUGGUUGCCCCCUCCCCUAAUAAGUGUGGCCGGCCCAGUAAAGUUGAAUCGAUAAGGAAGAGCCUAACACCCAAGGGGGAAGAGGAUAAACUGGAAAGCCAACUAAGGCGGCCCCCCGGAAGGCCGCGUAUCUAUCCACGCAAUGAUUCUCCAGUCACUGAACCCAGGGGAAGAGGUCGCCCACGCAAGACGGAGGAUGCCACCAAGUCCCUCAUCUAUGAUGGUCCCCCACGGAAAAGGGGCCGUCCCCCUGGUGCAGCAAACAAAGUUAAGAGGGGGGCAGAGCAGAAUAAGGACAACGGUGAACCUCCAGUCAAAUGCAACUUUCACACCAAAGAAAAAACAGAGGAAGCGGGAUUUCCACCAGUAGAAGAAAGUGAUCAGGAAGAUGAAACGGGGAGGGUGGAUGAAGAAAAUGAAACGGGGAAGAAUAUAGAGAAGUCACCACGAAGCCAGUUACCCCCAGUGACUGUAAUAGCUUUAUCGGUGCCAUAAGCAGGAUAAUGUUUGGCGACAGCUCAGCCAGCGACGGUACCCCUUUAUCUAGUUUGUAAAAAUGUGUGUGCCAGUAUAGCCUAAUUUUUGAUAGAAAACUACAUGACCAGAUGAGGGUGGCCUGUUAGGGUGACCACUGUCAUGAACAUACACAGAAAAAAGAAAAAAAACGCAGCAUGUAAAGUGUUGCUCCCAUGUUUCAUGAGCUGAAAUAAAAUCAGACAUUUUAAAUACGCACAAAAAGCAACUCAAAUUGUGCAAAAAGUGUGUUUACAUUCCUGAUAGUGAGCAUUUCUCCUUUGCUAGGAUAAAUCCAUCCACCAGACAGGUGUGCCAUAUCAAGAAGCUGAUUAAACAGCAUGAUCAUUACACAGGUGCACCUUGUGCUGGGGACAUAAACGACCAUUAAAAUGUGGGGUUUCGUCACACAAGUUGCGUAUGCAAUGUUGACUGCAGCAAUGUUCACCAGAGCUAUUGCCACAAUUUCAUUUUAUCGAUGGUAAUUUGAAUGCACAGAGAUAGUGUGACAACAUCCGGAGGCCCAUUGUUGUGCCAUGUAUCUGCCACCAUCACCUCAUGUUUCAGCAUGAAAAUGCACAGCCCCAAGUCAAAGAUCUGUACACAAUUCCUGGAAGCUGUAAAUGUACCAGUUAUCCCAUGGCCGGCAUACUCACCAGACAUGUCACCCAUUGAGCACAUUUGGGAUCCUCUGGAUCAACAGCAUGUUCCAGGUUCCGCCAAUAUCCAACAACUUCACACAGCCAUUUAAGAGGAGUGGGACAACAUUCCACAGGCCACAAUCAACAGCCUGAUCAACUCUAUACGAAGGAGAUGUCAUGCUGCAUGAGGCAAAUACUGACUGGUUAUGAGCCACACCCCUGCUUGUUUUAAAGGUAUCUGUGACCAAAAGAUGCAUAUCUAUUCCUAGUCAUGUGAAAUCCAUAGAUAAAAAAGGUCUAAUUCAUUUAUUUCAAUUGACUAAUUUCCUUAUAUGAACUGCACUUCAUGUUGAAUUUUUAUUUUUGUUCAGUGUAGAUAUUGCAUUCACCUUUUUAUGGGGUUAAAAUGGUUGUUAUUUGGACUGUGCAACUUUCAAUUCAACAUCCCUAAAAAUGUAUCCAUUAAGAUGUACAGACAUUCACUUCUGUGAGGGUUUUGUUCACUUAUAUUAUCCUUGUAGUUUUCUUAACAUUACUCAGAUCUUUAGGAUUUAGACUACUGUACUUCGUUGGCUGCCAGUCCUGAUAACUACUUUUUGAUUGUACCUGGGCCCAGUUUUCCAAAAGCAUCUUAAGGCGAAGUUCAUAGUUCGAGCCAUAGGAUCCUAUGGUUCUCAUGAACGUAGCCUUAAAAUGCUUUUGGAAAACUGGGCCCAGAGGAGUAACAUUUGAAACGGGGACAGCUUGUGUGAGAUUUUUCUAGGUUGGUCUCAAUUGAGUCUUCACAUUUUAGUCAACAUUUUCUAUAAUCAUGUUAUCGUCUUGUCGGUGACAUUUUAAUGUCUGAGGGUAGUAUGAAUGAGUUGUUUUCAGUGACUAAAUUGUGUAAGUUUACUGCAGUAAAAUGUCAGUCGUAUUACAUUGAUGGUUUUUUAAAUCUCAAUAAAAAGCACAAAAAAA